This is a messenger RNA of Chlorella variabilis, 1516 nucleotides long. RefSeq lists its product as hypothetical. Gene Ontology annotation, molecular function: ATP binding; aspartate-tRNA ligase activity; RNA binding. The transcript has 10 exons. NCBI's taxonomy places the organism in Eukaryota, Viridiplantae, Chlorophyta, Trebouxiophyceae, Chlorellales, Chlorellaceae. The record is from RefSeq and is a predicted model, not a curated record. The coding region runs from base 172 to 1389 and encodes 405 amino acids. Gene Ontology annotation, biological process: aspartyl-tRNA aminoacylation. Gene Ontology annotation, cellular component: cytosol; cytoplasm; aminoacyl-tRNA synthetase multienzyme complex.
UGGACCGAUGUGGCAGAGCUGACGCCAGAAAGAGCGGGACAGGCGGUGCUGGUGCGGGCGCGUGUGCACACUGUACGCGGCAAGGGCAAAAGCGCCUUCCUGGUGCUGCGUCAGGCCACCGCCACCGUUCAGGCAGCACUGUUUGUGGAUGACGUGAACGUGAGUAAGGGCAUGGUAAAGUAUGCCUCCGCCAUCCCCCGCGAGUCCAUCGUGGAUGUGGAGGCCACGCUGGUACUGCCACAGGCGCUCAUCGAGGCCUGCUCGCAGUCGCAGGUCGAGCUGCAAGUGACGGCCAUUCAUGUGGUCAGCCGCUCCGCACCGCUGCCAUUCGAGGUGACAGAUGCAGCACGCAGUGCCGAGGCAGUACGCAAGGCGGCUGAGGCGGGCAAAGUGCUGGUCACAGUGGGGCAGGAUGUGCGGCUGGAUAACCGUUACGUAGACCUACGCACUCCUGCCAACCAAGCCAUCUUCCGAGUGCAGUCAGCAGUAUGCCAUCUGUUCCGGGAGAGCCUGCAGGGACAGGGCUUCAUCGAGAUCCACACACCCAAGCUGUUGUCGGGCGCCAGCGAGGGCGGCGCCGCUGUCUUCCACUUUGAUUACAUGGGGCGCCCGGGCUGCCUGGCACAGUCGCCUCAGUUCUACAAGCAGAUGGCCAUCUGCUCUGACCUGGCUCGCGUGUUUGAGAUUGGCCCCGUCUUCCGUGCCGAGAACUCCUACACUCACCGCCACCUGUGCGAAUUCACGGGGCUGGACAUGGAGAUGGCCAUCCAUGAGAGCUACCAUGAGGUGCUGGACGUGUUGGACGCGCUCUUUGUGCACAUGUUCAAGGGCUUGAACGAGCAGUAUGCACGCGAGCUGGAGGUGAUUGGAGAGCAGUAUCCCUUUGAGCCCCUGAAGUUCCUGCCCAAGACGCUGCGUCUCACCUUUGCAGAGGGCAUCCAGAUGCUGCAGGAGGCGGGUUACGACGUGGACCCGUUUGGCGACCUCAACACCGAGCUGGAGCGUGCCCUGGGCAAGCUGGUUAAGGACAAGUACAACACGGAGUUUUACAUGCUGCACCGCUACCCGCUGGCCAUCCGUCCCUUCUACACCAUGCCCUGCAAGGACGACAACCGCUACUCCUGCUCCUUUGUUAUCUUUAUCCGCGGCGAGGAGAUCAUCUCGGGGGCGCAGCGCGUGCACGACCCGGUGCUGCUGACGCAGCGGGCAGUGGAGCUGGGCCUGCCGGUGGAUACCAUCCAGUCGUACAUCGACUCUUUCAAGUACGGUGUGCCACCGCACGGCGGCGCGGGCGUGGGCAUGGAGCGCGUGGUCAUGCUGUUCUGCGGGCUGGACAACAUUCGUAAGACCUCCAUGUUCCCCCGCGACCCGAAGCGGUUAACACCCUGAGACUUGGCCACAAUCUCCCCACAGCUUCGCCGUUCGGCUCCACUCUCGGCAACCGUGUGCUCGGCAGUCUGCUACAUGCGAACAACAAUUUUUCACAAUGAAAUCAACUGUAAUCAGGUCUCCGAUU